CGCCAGCGCAUCUUCUGUCUCCAUGUUUUGAAGGGCCGUUAGUCUCACAGUUCUCUGAACAUUCGGCAGCUUUUGAAGGUAGUCUUGUUUGGCGGACGGAAAAUUUGGCCACCGAGAUUGAACAUCUGGAUGCCGAGCAACCGUCCCCGCGUGCGCCUCCACCCGCGGUCCAAGACGGGCACAUCUCUCCUUCAGCCUCGCAUGGCCGCUCAUCACUCACCUCAAGAUGCCGGCUAAACGCAUUCGCCAACCCGGUUGAUGAGCCACGCUACCUAAAUGAUGCUUGCCCGCUCGUCAUAUAUAAAUGCUAAAAUGCCUCGCUGAGUCGUUUCCUGUCGCACAUCAAAGUAAUCGGAUUGCAUCACCAGCUGGCAGCGAGAUCAACAUGCAUUUCCCAACCACCCUUGUCGCAACGCUAUCUUUGGCCAGCUCGGUCUUGGCUGUUCCAACCAGUUCCAAGCCCACGGAGACCAGUUUGUACAAGGCCUUCCGCGACCGAGGUCGUGACUUCAUCGGUACAGCUCUCACGAUCCGCGAUGAGCCUGCUGAGCCCAAAAUCGUCGACCAAGACUUCAAUUCCGUCACUCCCGAGAAUGCCAUGAAGUGGGAGUCUACCGAGCCAUCCCAGAAUAACUUCACUUUCGCCGGCGGGGAUGCCGUCGUUGCCUUCGCCAAGAAGUACGACCAGCAAAUCCACUGCCAUACCCUUGUUUGGCAUAGCCAGCUUCCCACAUGGGUGUCUGGAGGCGGUUUCGACAACAAGACCUUAAUCUCCAUCAUGGAGAACCACAUCAAGAACGUCGCUGGCCGCUGGAAGAACGCCUGCACCCGCUGGGACGUUGUCAACGAGGCCUUGAACGAGAAUGGCACCUACAGGAAGAGCGUUUUCCUUGACACCAUCGGCGAGGCGUAUAUCCCCAUCGCAUUCAAGUUGGCCCGCAAGUACGCCGACAAGAAGACCAAUUUGUACUACAACGACUACAACCUCGAGUACAAUGGCGCGAAGACUGAAGGGGCGAAGCGCAUUGUCAAGCUGGUUCAGUCCUACGGAAAGAACCUCAUUGAUGGAGUCGGGUACCAGGCGCAUCUCGCGAGCGAAGCCACACCCACUGCUCCUGGUGCUGUUCCAGAUCAGGCCACACUCGAGGCCGCCUUGGGGGCCACUGCCGACCUUGGAGUCAAUGUUGCAUACACUGAAAUUGAUGUCCGCAUGAACACCCCUGCCACACCCGAGAAGCUCCAGGUUCAGGCCGCGGCUUACGAGCGCAUCGCAAGGUCCUGUCUUGCCGUCAAGAGAUGUGUUGGUAUGACUGUCUGGGGUAUCUCGGACAAGUACUCGUGGAUCCCUGGGGUAUUUACCUCCGAAGGUGCCGCGCUGCUGUGGAAUGAGGACUACGCCAAGAAGCCUGCUUACAGUGGCUUUUUGAAGGGUAUCAAGGAGGGCAAGAAACACUAAUGUUGAUAGUCCAGAGAUUGGCUCGUUAGUUGACAAAAUAAGC
Didymella exigua CBS 183.55 is the source of this 1499-nucleotide messenger RNA. RefSeq names its product glycoside hydrolase family 10 protein. Gene Ontology annotation, biological process: carbohydrate metabolic process. Gene Ontology annotation, molecular function: hydrolase activity, hydrolyzing O-glycosyl compounds. The record is from RefSeq and is a predicted model, not a curated record. The transcript is spliced from 2 exons. Bases 386 to 1456 code for a protein of 356 amino acids. NCBI's taxonomy places the organism in Eukaryota, Fungi, Ascomycota, Dothideomycetes, Pleosporales, Didymellaceae.